AUGAAGCUCACCACCGCCAUCUUCCUCACCCUCAACGCCGCCGCCCUCACCCUCGCGGCUCCCCAGUCCCUCGGCGACACCCCCACCUCCCCGGACACCCCAUCCGAGUUCGGCCCCGCCUACCCGGUCCCCGACCUCGGCACGGACUCGCCCGUCGCGCCCUCGGCCGCCGCCGCCGCCGCCGACAUCUCCGCCCGCGGCUGGGCCCCGCUCCCGCCGAAGAUCCGCUACUGCCAGCACGCCAACGGCGGCGGCGCGUGCAAGAACCAAGACAUCCAGCAGUGGUCGUGCUACAACUUCGAGUCCUACUGGAACGACCGCGUCAGCAGCAUCUACGUCAACCCCGGCUGGCUGUGCUGGCUGCACGCCGACAAGAAUUGCAACGGGCGGUAUGCGCAGUUCCGCGCGCCGGGCAUCUUGGAUCUGGGGAGGGGUUCGGGGCUGAAUGAUCAGGGGAGCUCGUUCAAGUGUGUGCCUUCGCAGCAGUGA
Messenger RNA from Diplodia corticola, 489 nucleotides. Its product is annotated as beta gamma crystallin protein. Lineage: Eukaryota; Fungi; Ascomycota; Dothideomycetes; Botryosphaeriales; Botryosphaeriaceae. The record is from RefSeq and is a predicted model, not a curated record. The coding region runs from base 1 to 489 and encodes 162 amino acids. The transcript has a single exon.